Mauremys mutica (yellowpond turtle) is the source of this 1448-nucleotide messenger RNA. It is a transcript of the gene DHRSX, whose product is annotated as dehydrogenase/reductase X-linked. Lineage: Eukaryota; Metazoa; Chordata; Testudines; Geoemydidae. The record is from RefSeq and is a predicted model, not a curated record. The coding region runs from base 178 to 1182 and encodes 334 amino acids. The transcript is spliced from 7 exons.
CGGGCCGUGCAGCCUGUGACAGCGGCGGCGCUCUCCCUUCCGCUGGGUGUGGGCUCUGCCGCAGCAGCAGCGCCGCGCCCGCCCAGCCCGGGAGCGGACACACACACACACACGCGCACCGCGGCGCGCCGGGGCCCCGUCCCCGCUUCUCCCCGCGCCCAGGGGCCGGAGGCAGCCAUGUCGCUAUUGUCUGGGGCGCUGCCCGCGCUGCGGCUCUAUUGCAUCGGCCUCGCCGUCGCCCUGCACCAGCUGCUGCGCCGCCUCCGCCCCGGCGGGCCCCCCGCGCCAGUUUACCCUACACAAAAUGGAAAUGUCGCUAUAGUGACUGGAGGUGCUAAAGGAAUUGGUUAUCAUACUGUGAAGCAUUUGGCAAGACUUGGCAUGCAUGUUAUACUAGCUGGAAACGAUGAAAGUGAAGGCCAAGAAGCGGUGAGGAAAAUAAAAGAAGAAACUGUGAAUGAAAAAGUGGAGUUUUUACACUGUGAUUUGGCUUCAAUGAAGUCCAUACGGCAAUUUGUGCAACAGUUUAGAGAAAAGAAUUGUCCACUCCACGUCUUGGUGAAUAAUGCGGGGGUGAUGCUGGUCCCUGAAAGGAAAACAGAGGAUGGAUUUGAGGAGCACUUUGGCUUGAACUACUUGGGACAUUUCCUGUUGACUAACCUUCUCUUGGAAACAUUGAAGCAAUCAGGAACUCGCAGUCGCAAUGCUAGAGUCAUCACUGUCUCAUCAGCCACGCAUUAUGUAGGGAGAUUGCACCUUAAUGAUUUACAAAGCAGAUGUUCUUAUUCACCCCAUGGAGCCUAUGCCCAAAGCAAACUUGCCCUUGUAUUGUUUACCUAUCGACUACAGCAUCUCAUGACAGCAGGUGGGAGCCAUGUGACUGCUAAUGUAGUGGACCCUGGAGUAGUGAACACCGAGCUCUAUAAACAUGUCUGUUGGGCUACAAAAGUGGUGAAGUGGAUGACAGCCUGGCUAUUUUUCAAGACUCCGGAGGAAGGAGCCUUUACAUCCAUCUAUGCAGCUGUCUCACCAGAGCUGGAAGGAGUUGGUGGCAUCUAUCUUUACAAUGAGCAAAGGACAAAAUCUACUGAUGUAUCGUAUGAUGAAGAGCUGCAGCGAAGGCUCUGGACUGAAAGCUGCAAGAUGACUAGGAUUUCUGAUGUAGGUAGCAGAGAUCUCUAAAAGUAGCCACUUCCAACUGGGUGAAUGAAAUGUGUCCAACAAGCAUCCUUACCUGACUCCUUGCAGCAUGAACCAUCAUCCUGGAAUUCACUGUUCAGUUCCAAAGGCAAAUGUGAACAGUGCUGCUUUUCACUUGAACCCAUAGUCUGCUAGGGAGUCAAGGGGAAAUAUUCCCACAGAAAUGUGUAUAGGGUGGUUUUAAAUUUAACCAUCAGUUUUGUAAUCAUGAUGUUUUGGUCUGUGAUUAAAAAAAAUCAUUAACCUUG